AUGCCCCAGAAUUCACCGAACAGAUCUUGGACCACCUCCAUCACAUUUGUUGCUCCCUCUUUCGUACGGAUAGGCUCCUUAAUUUCCGGAGGAAAGAAUUCGCAGCGCGUCGACAAAUCCUGGUCCUGUGUGAAACGGUGCCGACCAAUGGCUAAUGCUACUACAGAUGAGUUAGAAAAAGUAAUUCAUGAAAGACUCGAUGUCGGAAAAGUAACUGCAAUGACCCGCGCAGGCACUUCUGGAUGGGCCGUCAUGCACCGAGCUACCACUGACACGGGGAAGCGCCUCUUCAUUAAAGUCAGUAGAGAAGAUGCCUCUAUGUUUCAAGGAGAGGCACAGGGACUUUCAGCUAUGUUUGACACCCAGACAAUCCGCGUCCCUGAGGUGUUUCAGUACGGUCAGCUUUCAAGCGUACAAGGGUCUUACAUAAUUAUGGAGGCGCUGGACCUCAGCCCCAUCUAUGACCAAGGCGAAUUGGGAAGACAGCUAGCCCGGCUGCACUUGGCCGACCCCGUACUACCAGAAGCACACCAAGGCAGAUUUGGGUUUUCAAUCGACAACACCAUUGGGGCAACACCACAACCCAAUGGGUGGAUGGAAGACUGGGUAUCCUUUUUCCGAGAGCGACGUUUGAAACAUCAACUGCUGCUCACGGGCGAUUCUGGAUUAAUCGAUCGGGGGAACCGCUUAUGCCUUAGGUUAAACGACCUUUUUGAUGAUAUCAAGGACGACAUUAAGCCUAGUCUACUCCACGGAGAUUUAUGGUCCGGGAACAUAUCCGGCGAAUACGCGGCGCCCGUUAUUUUUGAUCCUGCCUGCUACUACGGACACCAUGAGGCUGACUUUGGAAUGUCAUGGUGCGGCGGCUUCGCUUCGGGGUUUUGGGAAGGUUACCAUGAUCUGAUACCUCGGGCACCGCGAUUUGAGCAACGACAAAAGCUGUACCAGCUAUAUCAUUUUCUGAAUCACUACAACCUGUUUGGUGGGGGGUAUUACGGUAUGGCUGAUUUGAUAUUGGAUCAACUUCUCAAAGAACUGCAGUAG
Messenger RNA from Chondrus crispus (carragheen), 1044 nucleotides. RefSeq lists its product as hypothetical. The transcript has a single exon. The record is from RefSeq and is a predicted model, not a curated record. Bases 1 to 1044 code for a protein of 347 amino acids. Lineage: Eukaryota; Rhodophyta; Florideophyceae; Gigartinales; Gigartinaceae.